Spirodela intermedia is the source of this 1624-nucleotide messenger RNA. Lineage: Eukaryota; Viridiplantae; Streptophyta; Magnoliopsida; Alismatales; Araceae. The record is from the annotation of a GenBank genome assembly.
AUGGAGCUCCACCUAUUCGUCAUCGUCAUCCUCGUCCUCCUCCCCGCCCUGCUCUUGCUCUAUCUCUCGAACCGUAAAUCAGAGGGCCCCAUCAAAGCCUACCCCUUAAUAGGCAACCUGCCGCAGUUCGUCAGGCACCGCCAUCGCCUCCUGGAAUGGCACACUGAGCUCCUCGCCGCCGCCGCCUCCACCAACACCGUCCACUUCCACUUCUUCGGCGAGCACCAGUGUAUCAUCACCGCCAACCCGGCCAACCUCGAGCAUCUCCUCAAGUCCAACUUCGAGAACUACCCCAAGGGGCCCUUUGUCAUCUCCCUGAUGGAGGACUUCCUCGGCCGGGGAAUCUUCAACUCCGACGGCGAGCUCUGGAAGCACCAGCGGAAGACAGCGAGCUUCGAGUUCAACACCAGGUCCCUCCGGAUGUUUGUCGUGGAGAACGUCCAGCAGGAGAUUACCAAGCGGCUGUUGCCCCGGCUGCGCAGAGCCACGGGGGCCGCCGUCGACCUCCAGGACGUGCUGGAGCGGUUCGCGUUCGAUAACGUGUGCCAGGUCGCCUUCAACGAGGACCCCGCUUGCCUCGCUGCCGAUGGGGAGGAUCCCACCGACGGGGACGGGCUGCUCCGGCGGUAGUUCGCCGCCGCCUUCCGAGACGCCACGGCCAUCAGCGCCGCCAGCUUCCGGUACGCCAUCCCCGGAAUGUGGAAGGUCAAGAAACUAGUCAACGUCGGGUCGGAGAGGCGUCUGAAGGAGUCGAUAUCCACCGUAGACGACUUCGCUCGGAGGAUAAUCCGUUCGAGGAAGGAGGAGCUGAGCUCGCCGGCGGCCGCGGAGGAUCUCCGUCACAAGGACCUCCUAUCGCGGUUCAUCGCCGGCGGGGACGACUCCGACGAGUUCCUCCGGGACAUCGUCGUGAGAUGACGUAAUCUACCCGAUACUGGCGGGGCGGGUGAUGACCUCCUCGGCGUUGACGUGGUUCUUCUGGCUCCUGUCAGAGAGGCCGGACGUGGAGAGGAAGAUCCUCGAUGAGAUCCGCUCGGUGCGGGCCAGAAGCAAGGAGGGAGAAGAAGAAGAGAAGGAGAGCUUCGGCUUCGAGGAGCUGAGGGAGAUGAACUACCUCUAUGCCGCCAUUACAGAGGCCAUGAGGCUCUACCCGCCGGUGCCCGCCAACACCAGCCACUGCCUCGCCGACGACGUCCUGCCGGACGGGACGAAGGUGGGCAAGGGCUGGUUCGUGUCGUACAACGCCUACGCCGUAGGGAGGAUGACGGCGGUGUGGGGAGAGGACUACGGCAAGUUUCGGCCAGAGCGGUGGCUGGGGACAGGCGGUGAAUUCCGGCCGGAGAGUCCCUUUCGGUUCCCGGCCUCCCACGGCGGGGCCAGGACCUGCCCGGGGAAGGAGAUGGCUUACGUUCAGAUGAAGUCCAUCGCCGCGUGCCUGAUCGAGAAGUUCACGCUGGAGGUCGCCGGUGGUCGGCCAGAGAUGCUGCUGUGUCUCACCCUGCAUAUGAAAGAUGGCCUGCCGGUGCGCGUCAGGGAGAGGACCCCCCUCGCAGAUUUUCCCCCCCUCCUGAGAACCCUAACUUAUUCCCGCUACCUCCCCCCCAAGCUCUGGUCGGCUCGUUGA